AUGGCGGGCCUCCGCCUCGCCGGGCCGUCUGUCUUCCUCCGCCGGGACUUGUCGUCCUCCGUGUUCGACAACGGGUUCAUCGAGAAGCGGCAGCUAUUCCUCCGCAGCUACCAGUUCACCCGCAAGCGCUCCUCCGCCGCCAGGAUCGGUGACUCCGUUCUCCGCGCGCGUCGCCUCGUCUGGGUCAAGCUCCGCGCCGUCCGCCGCUUUCUCUGGCUCCAUCUCCGCCGCCUCUUCACCGCCGGCUGCCGCCGCCACCGGCGUUUCCACCGCAUGCACACGCCGCCCCCCCGGUCCCGCUCCGCCGCCGCCUCCUCCAUCUGGAGGCUACGGUGCUGUCCCUGA
Messenger RNA from Spirodela intermedia, 345 nucleotides. The record is from the annotation of a GenBank genome assembly. Lineage: Eukaryota; Viridiplantae; Streptophyta; Magnoliopsida; Alismatales; Araceae.